Fonsecaea erecta is the source of this 2109-nucleotide messenger RNA. RefSeq lists its product as hypothetical. Bases 1 to 2109 code for a protein of 702 amino acids. The record is from RefSeq and is a predicted model, not a curated record. NCBI's taxonomy places the organism in Eukaryota, Fungi, Ascomycota, Eurotiomycetes, Chaetothyriales, Herpotrichiellaceae. The transcript has a single exon.
AUGGCACUCAGCGAUAGUAUCGUCGAGGCAUCCAUUGCCGACUUGUCCAAAGCUCUGUCCAGCGGAACACUGACUUCAGUCGACCUGGUUGCCAAGUAUCUGCUGCGCGUCAGUGCCUACGACUGCAGAAACACUGCCCUGAACGCGAUUCCAUUAAUCAAAGAGGACGUGUUCGAAGAAGCAGCCGCGGCGGAUGAUCGUCGCGCUGCUGGUAGAGCCCAUGGCCCCCUUGAGGGAAUCCCUUUCACAGCCAAGGACAGCUACAAAGUCCGCGGGAUGACUGCGGCUGCCGGCUCGGAAGCUUUCGAGGACCUCAUUGCCAACGAAGACGCAUUCCCGAUUAGGGCGCUGCGAGAAGCUGGUGGGGUCCUGCUGGGGCGGACGAACAUGUGUCCUAUGGCGUACGGUGGAAUGCUUCGUGGCGUCUAUGGGAGAGCAGAGAGCCCAUAUAACAAGGACUAUCUGGCGGCUGCCUUUGGAUCUGGAUCCUCGAACGGGAGCGGAGUCUCUGUAGCAGCAUCUUUUGCCGCCUUCGGCAUGGGCGCGGAGACGGUGUCGUCCGGCCGCUCACCCGCUUCGAACAACGCGUUGGUGGCUUACACGCCUUCGAAAGGGGUUAUAUCAAUCCGCGGCAAUUGGCCACUGUAUCCCACCUGUGAUGUGGUUGUGCCUCAUACACGCACCAUGGAGGAUAUGUUCGUUCUGGUGGAUGUGCUUUCCAGCCAUGAUCCUGAGACGAAUGGCGACUUCUGGAGAGACCAGCCGUUCAUACAGCCUCCACCGUCUCCCUGGUCGCGUGUUUCAAAGCCUCUGACAAUGAGUAGAAAUGCUGGAUAUCUCACGGGAAAGCGAAUCGCAGUUCCACAGAUAUUUCUCAAGCAGCAGGACGGCGGCCCAUAUAUAUCCUCAGCGAUCGAGCCGCUGUGGCGCCAGGCACGAGCCGAUCUCGAAGCCUCCGGGGCUAUCGUCGAGAUCAUUCCGGACCUCCCAGUGUUGCGGACAUACGAACAGAUGCUACGCAAGCCCGAGAAUGAAGACUCGUCCUCGUCUCUCCCUUAUCUCCCAGACGACUGGAACGCAACUGAGCGAGGCGUUCUCAUCGCACACGCUUGGGAGGAUUUUCUACAGAGUAACCAGGACCGGCACAUCCAGUCCUUGUCACAAGUGGAUCCGAAGCGGAUGUUUCCUCACUUCCCACGCGACAAUCCCCAGGUCAAGUUCGUCGAACCAACCAAUGCCGUCCACUGGGCGAAGUUGGCCGGCUACGUGGCCAACCGGUCGACUGCGGGCGGACCGGGUAAGAGCGCCAUCUACGGCGUUCCACACCUCGAGAAAGCCGUGAGGGCUCUGGAGGAAAUCCGGAUUCGUUUCUUCGAGGACUGGAUGUCCGCUCACAACUACGACUUCGUGGCCUUCCCUGCCGCUGGCGAUGUCGCCCGUGCCGACGCUGACGUCGAUGAGAAGAGCGCGCAGCAUGCGUGGACGGAUGGUGUCAAGUACAGCCAUGGCAAUCGAGCGCUGCGGCAUUUAGGCAUCCCAAGCGUGACCGUACCGAUGGGAAUUCUGGAAGAUUCCAAGAUGCCGAUGGGUUUGACGUUCUUGGGUCGAGCUUACAAUGAUCCAGAUUUGCUCCAGGCGGGUUAUGCAUAUGAACAGCAAAGCAGGAGACGAGUCGUACCACCGUUGACGCCACCUUUGCCCUCGGAUGAAAUCUCUGCACGGGGCCCAGUAUUGUCGAAAUCAAGGCCCAAACUGGCAGUCACGAGGUGUGAUGCCAGUCCAGGUCAAGACGGCAACUUAAUCGUUUCGAUUGAAGGAUCCGUGUCUGCGGCAUCGGGAUCCCGAGACCCUUUCAAGCCCAUUCUGGAGAUAUAUGUCGACGGCCAACACGUCCCUCCAUCACUGAUCUCGAUCGAAGCACCCACAGCUACAGACGGAGAUUACAACAUCUCGAAAUUCGUGUGCGAGUACCCGACGCUUCCGCCACCGGUACAGGACGAGCGUAACCGAGUAGUAGGCAAGGUCGCCAGAGAUAGCACGAUGGUCAUGAUCAUCGCACGGAACGGGGAAGACGGCCGACCGUCUGGAUAUGUGAAACUGAUACAUUGA